This is a messenger RNA of Xyrauchen texanus (razorback sucker), 2168 nucleotides long. Its product is annotated as rho-related BTB domain-containing protein 2-like. Gene Ontology annotation, molecular function: GTPase activity; GTP binding; protein binding. The record is from RefSeq and is a predicted model, not a curated record. Gene Ontology annotation, biological process: small GTPase-mediated signal transduction. NCBI's taxonomy places the organism in Eukaryota, Metazoa, Chordata, Actinopteri, Cypriniformes, Catostomidae.
CCGAUGCAGCACUUCCCUCUGAUGCGGCCCCAUUUUAUGGAUUCUAACAUGGACUAUGAGAGGCCAAAUGUUGAGACUAUCAAGUGUGUGGUGGUUGGGGACAACGCUGUUGGAAAGACCCGACUCAUCUGUGCCCGGGCCUGCAAUGCCACACUUACACAGUACCAGCUACUGGCCACACAUGUGCCCACUGUCUGGGCCAUAGACCAGUACAGAGUCUGCCAGGAGGUUCUAGAAAGGUCCAGGGAUGUUGUGGAUGAUGUCAGUGUGUCUUUGCGCCUCUGGGACACUUUUGGUGACCAUCACAAGGACCGCCGGUUUGCGUAUGGCAGGUCUGAUGUGGUGGUAUUGUGUUUCUCCAUUGCAAACCCAAACUCACUUCAUCAUGUGAGGACCAUGUGGUACCCCGAGAUCAAGCAUUUCUGUCCCAGAGCUCCUGUUAUCCUAGUGGGCUGCCAACUAGACCUGCGAUACGCUGACUUGGAUGCAGUGAACAGAGCUCGCCGGCCACUGGCCAGACCCAUCAAAUCCAAUGAGAUAUUGGCCCCAGAAAAAGGACGUGAGGUGGCUAAAGAGCUAGGCGUACCUUAUUAUGAAACUAGCAUUGUUGCUCAGUUCGGAGUCAAAGAUGUUUUCGACAAUGCUAUCCGCGCUGCCCUUAUUUCACGCCGUCAUCUGCAGUUCUGGAAGUCUCAUCUACGUAAUGUUCAAAGGCCACUUCUCCAAGCCCCCUUCCUUCCCCAACCCCCUCCACCCAUUAUCACGGUUCCCGCCGCCCCCAGUAAUAUUGAAGAGCACCCUAGCCGCCUGUUGGAAGAUCCACUCUGUGCUGACGUCAUCUUAGUCCUCCAGGAACGUCAGAGGAUCUUUGCCCACCGCAUUUACCUUGCCACUUCCUCCUCCAAGUUCUUCGACCUCUUCUUGACAGAACCUCGAGCUCCUGAGGAGAAUGAACGGCAGCGAGAACGACCCCGAGGGCCGCCGCUUUCUGGCCGUGACUUGCUGAUGCGGGCAGCUAGCUUUGACGUUUGCGAAAGUAACGGUGAUGGUGAUAGGGUAAACUUGCGUGCCUGCACCAGUGAUGGAACUCUAAUAGGUGGAGAUGGAGAUCGCCGUGGUCGUCUCCUCCCAGCCUUGAGUCGUGCUUUCAUUAGCAUCCAAGAAGAGAUGGUGGAUGAUCCCGUCACCUUCAACCCUAGACAAAUGACUGUGGUACACAUGGAUCCUUCAAUGCAGGCCGGUCCAUUCCGAUCUGUGUUGCGGUACCUGUACACAGGUAAACUCGAUGAGGGGGAGAAUGAGCUGAUGCAGGUGGCCCACAUUGCAGAGCUUCUGGAAGUGUUUGACCUGCGUAUGAUGGUGGCAAACAUCAUGAACAAUGAGGCAUUCAUGAAUCAGGAGAUCACCAAGGCCUUUCACGUUAGACGCACCAAUCGAGUGAAGGAAUGCCUGGCCAAAGGGACCUUCUCUGAUGUUGUGUUCAGGUUGGAUGAUGGCACCAUCAUGGCCCAUAAACCGCUGCUCAUCUCAAGCUGUGAUUGGAUGGCAGCCAUGUUUGGUGGACCAUUUGUGGAGAGUUGCACAAAAGAGGUGUUGUUUCCUAACACUACACGUAGCUGUAUGCGUGCUGUGCUGGAGUAUCUCUACACUGGCCGCUUCUGCUCUCGCCCAGAUCUGGAUACCAUGGAGCUCAUUGUACUUGCAAACCGACUCUGUCUGCCUCACCUGGUUGCACUUACAGAGCGCUACACUGUGACGGUACUAACAGAGGCUGCUAUGAUGGGAGCUGAUAUAGAUGGAGAUGUUCUGCUCUAUCUAGACAUAGUUCAGUUCCACUGUGCUCAUCAGUUGACUGAUUGGUGCCUCCAUCACAUCUGCACCAACUACAACAGAGUUUGCCGCAAAUUCCCUCGUGACAUGAAGGCCAAGUCUACAGAAAAUCAAGAGUACUUCGAGAAGCAUCGCUGGCCUCCGGUGUGGUAUCUAAAAGAAGAAGACCACUAUCAGCGAACUCGUAAAGAGCGCGAGAAAGAAGAUUACUUAUACCAAAAGCGCCAGUGUAAACGCAAGUGGCUCUUUUGGAACCUACCAUCUUCACCUUCCUCCAAUUCUUCUCCUGGUUCCUCUGCAAUCAUCUGAUUUGGAGCAUGACCCACCUAACAGCCCCA